Molecule: messenger RNA, 1787 nt
Organism: Suillus paluster
Lineage: Eukaryota; Fungi; Basidiomycota; Agaricomycetes; Boletales; Suillaceae
Product: kinase-like domain-containing protein
Exons: 8
Coding region: 74-1432 (452 amino acids)
Biological process (GO): protein phosphorylation
Molecular function (GO): ATP binding; protein kinase activity
Source: RefSeq, a predicted model, not a curated record
ACUUGAAAAGACCACAUCACAAACUCCACUUCCUGAAACCCGCCUCCCGCAAAGUAGUCCUGCCUCCCUACCCAUGACGGAACUCGCGCCUGAAGAUGACUUUACGUCUCAAAUUUCCGGGACGUUAGAUCUCGGAUAUCCAUAUACAUCUGGAGCCUUUGGCGUGGUUUAUCGGCGAACCAUCGAGUCUAGUGAAGGCACAGUAGAGGUCGCAGUGAAAGUCUUCAAGAUCGAUCCUGGAAGAGAAAUGGAGAAAAUUGAAAAGGGAAUACGUCGAGAAAUCAAGGUGUGGCUUAGACUGAAACACCCGACUAUCGUUCCGCUACUUGGCACCGCAAGGGUCGAUUCUCCGUUUCCGGCUCUCGUUUCCAAAUGGAUGCCAUCUGGGACACUGGAUGUCUACCUCAAGGAAGCUGCAACCCUUACCGCUUCCUCUAAAGUUGAAUUGGCCAACGGUGUUGCUGAAGGCCUCGACUACCUUCACUCGGAGAAAGUCGUUCAUGGAGACCUUCAUCCCGCUAAUAUCCUCAUCGAUGACUCAGGAAAUCCACGUCUCACAGAUUUUGGUCUCGCAACAGUCGCAGGGGACGCAGACUUGCAGUUGUCCACGAUGACCGCUACCCGCAAUUUGGAUUCUCGAUGGCGUGCGCCUGAAGUGAUCGGAAUUGAGCGUGACCCUGAAAGGCCUACUUUCAAGAGUGAUGUCUAUUCAUUUGGUAGUGUGAUGUUCUUUAUCUUCUCGGGGGAUGUACCAUGGAAAGAGAAGAAGCAUUCGCAUCAAAUUUCGAUUGAGCUAUCAAAAGGAGCCAUACAUGCACGUCCCGACAACAUCCCUGACGAUCACUGGAGCUUGAUUCAAAAAUGCUGGUCUCGGGACCCGGGGGGUCGCCCAAGGGCAGUGGAAGUUAUUAGACGCACGAACAUCGUGAUCUUCGGAGAGACAGGGGCGGGCAAAAAGCUCCGUCUAAACCUCAUGGCCGGCCGAGACAUUGCGCACAUAUCGCCCGACUCUCACCGCUGCACUCUGCAUUGGUCGGAGUACACGAUAACCUUCGAAAGUGGGGCUCGAUACCAGGUGUUUGACACGGCCAGCCUCGAGGGGCCCCGUCUACAAACCAGGGAGCACUUCUUCGCAAUCACAAACACAUAUGGCCUCAUCAACACCUUGAAAGAGCGUGGAGGUAUCAACCUCUUGCUCUUCUGUAUACGCGGAGGCAGAGUCACGGCAACCAUGCAGAGCAACUACAGGUUGUUCUUCGAAUUUUUCUGCGAAGAAAAGGUCCCGCUUGCGCUCGUCGUCACAAACCUCGAAAGAGAGACGAACCUGGAAGACUGGUACACGCGGAAUAUGGGCCACUUGGAGAAGCAUGGCAUCCGGUCCGUAGGACACGCAUGCAUUACUGCGGGCGAAUCUUCUCGACGAGAGGCAUAAACACAAGUAUGAGGAAUCGCGAGAAACACUCCGUAGUGUUGUUCAGGCUCAUUGCCACGCAUCAAUGGAAGGGUGGACCGAAGGCCAAGGAUGGCUUGCUUCGCCCGGUAGCAAGCUCGUGGAGUUCGUCGCUUGGACGUCCCAAGAAGACAGAUAUCAUUGGGAUCCUCACAAAACGAUGUGGAAUGACCAAGAAAGUCGCUCAGCAGGUGGCGCAGCAGAUCAAUAGAGGCGAAAAUCAAUCCUAGUAUAAUCUUUCCACUGCUGCUAUCAUGUUCAUAGACUCUUCCCUCACACGUACAUACGUUACCACCUAGGCUACAACAACCACCUGAGCUGACGAAGUUAGCGCGUU